CGAAAGGCGAAAACCUUAAUGAGAGCUUCGUCGUCACCUGACCACCAUCAGUAUUCGUUUUUAAAAUUUGACACUGAAAAAAAUAAAAGAGAACGCAACAGAGAGAGUGUGAAGAGCACAACACAACUCCACCACUCCAAAUUCUCAGAUCCAACCCUAACAAACACCGCCAACUCGAACGAGUCAAGACUCGCUGACUCACCCGAUGCCAUCGCCUCACUCUGCGUCCUAGUCAUGCAGACCGCAGCGCCAUCGCCGUCUCCCUCGUCGCCGGAGGCCAUUCUGGAAUGGCUGCACAAGGAGAUGGGCUACCGUCCGCUCGGCACCUACGCUGCCGGCAAGUCGCACCUCCCGUCCGUCGACUCCAUCCGCCGGAUUUGCCGCGGCAACAUGAUUCCGGUCUGGAACUUCCUCGUCACGCGCGCCAAGUCCGAGAAGACCGUGCGGAACAUCCGCCGGAACAUCACCGUGCACGGCGGCGGCGGCGGGGACGGCGGGCGGGCGCUCGCCGGCGAGGGUUCCGAGACGACGACGAGGGAGGCGGCGUUGCAGGAGCGGGAUUUGGCGGCGAAGGAGGUGGAGAGGCUGAGAAACAUGGUGAGGAGGCAGAGGAAGGAUUUGAGGGCGAGGAUGCUCGAGGUUUCCAGAGAAGAGGCUGAGAGGAAGAGAAUGCUCGAUGAACGAGCCAAUUACAGGCAUAAGCAAGUGAUGUUGGAGGCCUAUGAUAGACAGUGUGAUGAGGCUGCCAAAAUAUUUGCUGAAUAUCAUAAACGUCUCUGUUACUAUGUAAACCAAGCAAUGGAUUCGCAAAGAUCAGGUGUGGAUUCUUCUGUUGAAAUGGCCAAUAGUUUUAGUGCCAAAAGUGAGAAGGAAGCUGUUUAUUCUACUGUUAAGGGCAGUAAAUCUGCAGAUGAUGUUGUUCUCAUUGAAACCACGAGGGAAAAGAAUAUUAGAAAGGCUUGUGAAUCUCUUGUAGAUCACAUGGUUGAAAAAAUACGGAGUUCUUUUCCUGCUUAUGAAGGAAGUGGCAUUCAUUUAAAUCCUCAGGCAGAAACAGCAAAAUUGGGGUUUGACUUUGAUGGGCAAAUUCCUGAUGAGGUUAGAACUGUUAUUAUAAAUUGCCUAAAGAGUCCUCCCCAAUUGCUUCAGGCAAUGACAGCAUAUACUUUGCGGCUGAAAAGUCUAAUCUCCAGAGAAAUAGAGAAAAUUGAUGUUAGAGCGGAUGCAGAGACCUUAAGGUACAAAUAUGAAAAUAACAUAGUUAUGGAUGUUUCAACAUCUGAUGGGAGCUCUCCUCUACAGUAUCAACUUUAUGGCAAUGGAAAGAUUGGGGUUGAUGUGCCUCCAGGAGGGAGUCAAAACCAGCUUCUUGAUAGACAGAAAGCUCAUGUUCAACAAUUUUUGGCUACUGAAGAUGCACUUAACAAGGCUGCAGAAGCAAGGGACAUGUGUGAAAAACUUGUGAAACGUCUGCAUGGAGGCACUGAUGUUUCUUCACGGUCAAUUGGUAUUGGAAGCACAUCCCAAAAUGUUGGAAGUCUUAGGCAACUUGAGUUAGAUGUUUGGGCCAAGGAAAGAGAAGUUGCUGGUUUGAAGGCAAGCUUAAAUACCUUGAUGUCUGAAAUACAACGCUUGAAUAAGUUGUGUGCUGAGAGGAAAGAAGCUGAAGAUUCUCUGAAAAAGAAAUGGAAAAAGAUUGAAGAGUUUGAUGCUCGUAGAUCAGAACUUGAGACCAUAUAUACAGCACUCCUUAAAGCAAAUAUGGAUGCUGCUUCAUUUUGGAGUCAGCAACCAUUAACUGCGAGGGAAUAUGCUUCAAGCACUAUAAUUCCAGCAUGUGCUGCCGUUGCUGAGGCUUCAAAUAGCGCAAAGGAUCUCAUUGAGAAAGAAGUGUCUACGUUCUAUCGAAGUCCAGAUAAUAGUCUCUACAUGCUUCCUUCUUCUCCACAGGCAUUGCUUGAGGCCAUGGGUGCUAGUGGACCACCUGGCCAGGAAGCAGUUGCAAAUGCAGAAAUAAGUGCAGCUAUUUUGACUGCAAGAGCUGGUGCUCGGGAUCCAUCAGCAAUUCCGUCAAUAUGUCGCAUUUCAGCUGCACUUCAGUAUCCUUCUGGCUUGGAGGGUUCAGAUGCUGGUCUAGCAUCUGUGCUGGAGUCCCUGGAGUUCUGUUUGAAACUUCGUGGUUCUGAAGCUAGUGUGUUGGAAGAUUUAUUAAAGGCUAUUAAUCUUGUCUAUAUUAGACGGGAUCUUCUUCAAAGUGGCAAUGCCUUGUUGAACCAUGCCGACUUUGUUCAACAAGAAUAUGAAAGGACUACAAGUUUUUCUUUGAAUUUGGCUGCUGAACAGGAGAAAACUACCAUGGAAAAAUGGUUGCCUGAACUUAAGACUGCUGUUUUGAAUGCUCAGCAGAGCUUGGAAGAUUGCAAAUAUGUCAGGGGAUUGCUUGAUGAAUGGUGGGAGCAACCAGCAUCGACAGUGGUUGACUGGGUAACAGUGGAUGGGCAAAAUGUAACUGCCUGGCAUAAUCAUGUGAAGCAGCUUCUUGCAUUUUAUGACAAGGAGCUAUUGUGAUUACAAUUUUAACGCACGAGGAGUGAGCAAAAUUUUGUGUAGUCUUAUUUGUCUAAACAUUUCCCGCUUAGCUGUCAACGUCAAAGACUACAUAUUCUGCUGCCUGGAGAUGCUGUGCGCAGUGGGUACUUUAAGCAGUGAUGUUAUCUGGGAGUGCGCCCUCUCUGAUAAACCGUGUUUUGGGAUGGAAAUAUGGCAGCUGUUGUCUAUUGAUAGACGAAGACCUUUAGAACAAAGAGUAACAUGUUUAUACUUUACAGAUCCUCUACCAUCCACUUUCUCUUCAAAAGCGUGAAAUGUGUGUAAUUUUAGAUUUUACUUUUAGGUAGUGGGGUGGAUUGUUCAUUUUAAUUGGAUGUGAUUAAUGGCAUUGAACCUUAUGAUUGUAGAGCUUUGUAAUUUGAUUUUUUGUCUGGCAGGAAAUUGAAGUUGACGACAUUUCAGCUUCAUUUACUGAAAUCUGGUUUGAUCUGGGGUAUACAAUUAGAACCGUCAAGGAAAAAGGUCAAGUUGAAUGGAUUCGCUGAGGGGAUGCUAGUGUAGUAAUACAUUUUAUUUUCUUUGAAAAUCACAAGGUGUAAUGGCCCACGAAACUUAAGUGGUACAGAUUCAAUGAUAUAAUGAGAUUUCUAGUGCUAAGAAAAACUUCAAAUUUCUUUAGAUUUCAAA
Messenger RNA from Cajanus cajan (pigeon pea), 3237 nucleotides. The record is from RefSeq and is a predicted model, not a curated record. NCBI's taxonomy places the organism in Eukaryota, Viridiplantae, Streptophyta, Magnoliopsida, Fabales, Fabaceae.